Diaporthe batatas is the source of this 1794-nucleotide messenger RNA. RefSeq lists its product as uncharacterized. The transcript has 5 exons. The record is from RefSeq and is a predicted model, not a curated record. Lineage: Eukaryota; Fungi; Ascomycota; Sordariomycetes; Diaporthales; Diaporthaceae. Gene Ontology annotation, molecular function: N,N-dimethylaniline monooxygenase activity; NADP binding; flavin adenine dinucleotide binding. Bases 1 to 1794 code for a protein of 597 amino acids.
AUGGAGCCUGUGGUUGAGGCCUUCGAGCCAACCAAGGUGAAGGUGAAGGGAGGUCAUCAGACAAUACCCACAGUCAACCCAGAUUACAAAAUCGUUGAAGAGCCUAUCGGCACGCGCCGGCCCCUCAGGGUCGUGUGCAUGGGGGCCGGCUACAGCGGCUUGAUGAUGGCCAUAAUCUUCAACGAGCGCAUGCGAGACUCAAAUGCCACCCUUCAGAUCUACGAGAGGAACGAGGAUAUCGGAGGAACAUGGCUCGAGAACAGGUACCCCGGGUGUCGAUGUGAUAUUCCCGCGCACAACUACGCCUACAGCUUUUGCCCUAACCCGGAAUGGCCGGGCUACUAUGCCACGUCUCGCCAGAUCUUCGCCUACAUGAAAGACGUCGAGAAGAAGUAUGAGUGUGAAAAGUUCAUCAAACUGAAGCAUUCCAUAACAUCCGCCAUUUGGGAUGAGGCCAAAGGGAAGUGGCAGCUCAAGGUGAAGGGCAGUGAUGGAGUAGAGUUCUCAGACGAGGCCGAUGUGUUCAUCAACGCUGGUGGCGUCUUGAACAACUGGAAGUGGCCAUCAAUCGAGGGCCUGCACAGCUUUGAGGGAAAAUUGUGCCACUCGGCGAAGUGGGAUGACACAUACGACUUCACAGACAAGCGCGUCGCUGUCAUCGGCAUCGGCUCCUCUGGCAUCCAGAUUGUGCCUCAACUCUCAAAGGUCUGCAAGAGUAUGGAUGUCCACGUCCGUACACAGACAUGGAUCAGCCCCGCUCCCGGUAUCAACGAGCCGACUGACAAUGACCCGGAGAUGGACGACGACUACAACUUCACCGAGAAGACGAUGAAAGAAUUCCAGGACCCGGAAACCCUGCGCCAAUACCGCAUUGCUAUCAUGGACCGUCGGAUACAGAACUUCCAGCGAGCCAUGGCCGACUCGGACACCCAGCUCAAGGCACAGGAGGUGUUCCGGAAGUCGAUGACGGAGCGACUGGGCAACAGCGCCAAGGGCAAGCGGGCUGCGGAGAUGCUGCUCCCCACGUUCCCUGUCGGCUGUCGCCGCCAGACGCCGGGUCCCGGUUUCCUCGAGUCCCUCCUGCAGGACAAUGUUGAGAUGGUCUGGGACAGCAUCCAGACCGUGACGCCGAAGGGCAUCAAGUUCAAGACCGGCGAGGAGGCCGAGUACGAUGUCAUUGUCUGUGCAACGGGAUUCGAUACGACGUUCAAGCCUGCGUUCCCGAUUAUCGGCAGGAAUGGAGUCGACCUCCGCGAAAAGUGGACGUUGGAUCGCCCCAAGGCUUACUUUGGAAUUUGCGUUCCUGACAUGCCGAACUACUUCACUUUCAUCGGCCCGAACUCGCCCAUCUCCAAUGGAUCCUUAGUCCUUGGCAUCCAGGCUGUUGGCAUGUAUGUCUACAAGUGGCUCAACAAGCUGCAGACGGAGGGCUACCACUCAUUCGAGGUCGGGUCGGACGUCAACGAGGAGUACAACCAGCACAUGCAGCAGUACCUGGAACGAACAGUAUGGACGCGUGGCUGCCGCAGCUGGUACAAGCGGGGCACUGUUGACGGGCCGGUCGUCGCCAUCUACGGUGGGACCAGCUUCCACUUCAUGGAGGCCAUCAAGAACCCAAGAUGGGAGGACUUCACCCUGAAGAGGCUCCCCGGCGCGCCAUCACAGAACCGCUUUGCCUACCUGGGCAACGGGUUCAGCCUCGCAGAGACCAAGAAUAAGUCGGUGGGAGCAACGCAGACGCUGGACUUUGACGAGUACUGGAAUCUGUUCAAUCUCCCUGAGAUACAUAAUUAG